Molecule: messenger RNA, 3063 nt
Organism: Phyllopteryx taeniolatus (common seadragon)
Lineage: Eukaryota; Metazoa; Chordata; Actinopteri; Syngnathiformes; Syngnathidae
Gene: irx5a
Product: iroquois homeobox 5a
Exons: 7
Coding region: 253-1785 (510 amino acids)
Biological process (GO): regulation of transcription by RNA polymerase II; cell development; neuron differentiation
Cellular component (GO): nucleus
Molecular function (GO): RNA polymerase II cis-regulatory region sequence-specific DNA binding; DNA-binding transcription factor activity, RNA polymerase II-specific
Source: RefSeq, a predicted model, not a curated record
AAGUCUGCUUGACGGCCGAAGGCAGAAUAGGCACCAAAAGACAGGGGCUGCAACUUUCAUGACAAACAAAAACAACUGGAGAAAGGGAGAAUUUUUUUUUUUUUUCGGGGGGGGGGGGAGGAGGAGGAGGCAGCAGGUCUCCGCACACGGCUGUCUCUAUGCGCCCAUGAGAGGCUGAGGAGGGGAAAACAAGGCAGGGGAAAAAAGCAAAAAAAAAAGUGGAGGGGAGACAGUGUUCAAGUUGCCGCAGCUAUGGCGUACCCUCAGGGCUACUUGUACCAGCCGUCCGCCUCCCUGGCCCUCUAUUCGUGCCCGGCAGCCUACGGCACAAGCGUCAUCUCGGGACCCAGAACGGAGGAGCUCGGCCGCUCGUCGUCCGGCUCGGCGUUCGCACCCUACGCCGGAUCCACCACCGCCUCCACGGCGGCCGCCGCCGCCGCCGCAGCCGCAGCGGCGGCCGCCUUUAGCGGCGCCUCGCCCGGCUACAACUCGCACCACUUGCCGUACGGAGCCGACGCGGCGGCGGCGGCGGCGGCGGCCACCUUCACCUCGUACGUGAGCUCCCCCUACGACCACUCCUCGGGCAUGGCCGGCUCCAUCGGGUACCACCCGUACGCGGCGCCCCUGGGCUCAUACCCGUACGGCGACCCGGCCUACCGCAAGAACGCCACGCGCGACGCCACCGCCACGCUCAAGGCCUGGUUGAGCGAGCACCGCAAGAACCCGUACCCGACCAAGGGCGAGAAGAUCAUGCUGGCCAUCAUCACCAAGAUGACCCUGACCCAGGUUUCCACCUGGUUCGCCAACGCCCGCAGGAGGCUCAAGAAGGAGAACAAGAUGACGUGGACGCCGCGCAACCGCAGCGAGGACGAGGAGGAGGACGAGAACAUCGACCUGGAGAAGAAUGAUGAUGACGACGUCACCUCCAAUAAUAACAACUUCAAACCCACCGGAGACAAGACUCAAGAAUCAUCGGAUACUGAAGCAGAUGCCAAAGCGCUGCAGACAGUGGACGUGGGCUGCGAACGCUACAAGGAGGACCUCCUGCACCCCAAGGACGCGGACCCCCUCCUGAGCGAUUCCGAGUCCAAAGACCCGGAGGACUCGCAGGAGCGGACUACGGACUUGUUGUUGGAUUCUUCUUCCUCCUCGUCAGCCUGCGGCGGCGGCGGCGGCAGCAAGCCCACCACGUCGUGCCCACGCACGGCGGGGGCUCCGUCCUCCGACGUGAGCCACGCGCCCACCUCCGUCAUCCACUCGCCCCCUUCGGCCCCCAAGCCCAAACUGUGGUCUCUGGCGGAGAUCGCCACCUCGUCGGACCGGUGCAAAAGCGGCGCGGAGACGCAGCAACUCCAGCGGGGCGAGCAGCAGCCUUGCAGCUCCCCAUCCCGGUCCUCCCCCGGCGUGCUCUCGCGGCCCCUUUAUUACGCGUCGCACUUCUACCCGGGCUACUCGAACUACCACGGGGCCACUUUCGGACACCUCCACGGCUCCGGCCCCAGCAGCACGCCCUCCUCCGCGGCGCACUUCAAUGGAUUAAACCAGACGGUGUUAACUAGAGCCGAGGCUUUGGUGAGGGAGAGCCACAGAGUGAGGGGCCAAACGCAGGUAGAGCUUUGUAAAGACCCCUCUUACGAACUCAAGAAAGGGCUGUGUUCAGUGGCCAUGUUGGCAUCCAUGCAGGGGUUCUCUGCCCUAAGCUGGAGGAGGACGAGGAGCAGGAGGAGGAGAAAGAGGCCAAUGCCAAGACCUGCAGACCGCAGGGCCACAGACGGCCAGACGUGAGAUAAUGUCACCUGGCUCCUCCUUCUCUACGGCUGUUAACCUGACUGACCCGAUGGGCAAGAGAAUGUGGGCACAGAGGAGUACAAUGGGGAGUUUAAUAAGAGUAUAAGUCUCAAAACAGGGGGCUAGGUGGCGAUUAUUAAAUCUGAGGUUGCUGCUGCAUGGAUUCUGCACUGACCAAAUGGGACAAGAUCUGAGGUGGACCACUUCUCCGGAGGCUAUACCAAGGUGGAUUCUGCAUUGACUGGUGUUCCUUCCCUGCCUUCCCCAUCUCGCUGACUGCUCCAGCCACACUGCCAAGCUACCCCACCGUUCCCGGUUCCUGCUCGCUCCUUGUCCCGACGGUCCACCCCCUCACCUUGGAUAUCUUUACCCUGAGCCAACCUGCAAUAAUCCAUUCUAAAUCUACUCCCUCCGCCUCAGUCUGCUCUUGGGUCCAAUCCAACUCACAUCCAACUUCACAUCGUGACAAUUUCGCCAUCUGUUGUCCCUUCUCAAGGUUUCUUCUUUUUUCCCCAAAUGGGAUUUUGGUUUUCCUUGCCCAUUUGUUGGGUUUAGAUCAGAGGAUGUCGCUGAUCUUUGUCAACUGUGGCCCUAUGAAGCCCUUUGAGACUCUUUUGUGAUUAAGUACUAUACAAAUACAUUUGACUUGGCUAGUUAGGCAGUUGACCAAGAGCAGUGCCCACCUAACACUGUGGCCCCUCCUAGGUUUGCUUCAAGCCAGCCCCAAAAAUGAAAAAUAUACAACUCAAGUUGUUUUGGGACUGGUAUUGCUUGGCAAAAUGUUCAAUCAGCACUGUCCCCUUGCCGAAUGGAUUUUGAUGGUUUGAAUGAACAAACCUAGUUGUUUUAGUACUGGUCUUGUCUGGUAAAGUGUUCAGUCAGCACAACACCCUCCCCCACAUUGACGACUGUAGUCCUAGGGGGGCGCAAACUACAGCCCCUCUGAGAAAACAAUUGGCUCCAGGCUGCCCCUCCACUAAUAUUGGUCUUGUACUUCUGCUGACCAAGAGAGGGAGUACAUUGGUACCUUGACUUACGAGUUAAAUUAGUUCACUGACCAAGCUCAAUUUAUUAGUUUCUCAAAUCAAUUUUCUUCAUUGACACUUGUUGAAAUGCCUUUAAUCCAUUCCAACCUCACAAAAAGCAAAGAAAUGUUUUGUUACGUGUUUUUAAUAAAGAAAGAUAGCACUGUAUUGCAGAAAAACAUAAAGCAUCAAAUGCAAAAUGUGUGACUAUUUGCAAAACAAACCCAAUAAAGUUGAUCCAUUUGAACAU